This is a messenger RNA of Lepisosteus oculatus (spotted gar), 2955 nucleotides long. NCBI's taxonomy places the organism in Eukaryota, Metazoa, Chordata, Actinopteri, Semionotiformes, Lepisosteidae. The record is from RefSeq and is a predicted model, not a curated record.
ACGACGAAGUAUUUAGAAGAAAAGUACGUCCGUGUAAAGAUAACGUGUUCUUAAAAAGUAUAUACAUACUUUUAUUUUAAAAAUCCGUUCAUAUUCUUGAAAAUAUAGUACUUUUUAAACACGAUUACAGUUUUAGCUCUGUUUAAAAAUGGAAUGGAAGCUGGAGAGAAUUUCCCGUUUUAAGAUCAAAACGGAUGACACCAUUGUAUGGGAAACGAUUAUGAAAACGUUUGCUAAAGAUUUCAUAAGGACCAAGAGACACUAUCCUCUCAAGAUUGGAAAGACCACCGGUGGCACUAAAACAUCAUACACCAGAUUUAAAAGCAGAAUUGUCAAAAAACUACGCCGCGGCUACCCCAUUGCGAGUAGCCCUGUCACCACGGGGUGGCAGCAUUCCUACACUGUAGACGACGACACCGUUUGUCAAAGGCUGUCUCUGGACCUCUCUCCAGAAGGAAGCUCAAAGUCUCAGCUCACCCUGGUGGACUCCGAGCCGACUAUAAUACGUCAAGAGUCCACGCCUCAAAUUGAGGAUAAUAAUGUAAGGGAGUCUGACAACAGUUUGGGCAAGGACCCUUCAAAGACCACCUCUACACCUCUUAAGAAACAGGACUACUUGUUGAACAGCUGUCCUGAGAAGAAAACCGAUCUAGAAAAAACUACAAGAAUGUGUGUAAACUUUAUUAAAGGCUCAAGCAACAGCCUGGGGCCCUUCUCCAUUAAGACCAGCCCUUACAGAAGUAGCUGUGCCCUCUUAGAGUUGGACUUGCAGCUAAACAUCAGCGGACUCAGGAAUGAUUACUACUUAAACCUGCUUGACUGGAAUUCUGCAAACCUGAUUGCACUGGCUUUGGAUUCUACAACUUAUAUAUGGAAUGCUGAAACCCACAUGUUGGAAGGCAGUAUCCAUUUGAAACCAGGCACAAGCUAUAUUUCUUCGGUUUCCUGGGUUGAAGAUGGCAAUUUCCUUGCAAUUGGUACAAGUGAUGGUGCUGUUCAGGUGAAAAAAAUAUGGGACGUAGAAAGGAAAAAAAGAUUGAGGAACAUGACUGGACACCUUUCAGUAGUGGGUGCUUUGAGCUGGAAUAACCACAUUCUCAGCAGCGGUUCACUUUUAGGGUUAAUCUGUCACCAUGAUGUCAGAAUAGCCCACCACCAUGUGGGCACUUUGAGACAUAGGAAGGGUAUUUGUAGUUUGAAAUGGUCUCCUGGCGGUGCCCACCUCGCUAGUGGGUCAACAGACGGCAUCCUGAGUAUCUGGCCGAAUGACCCAGGAGUGACAGUGACCCAGCAGCCCGUCCAGUCGAUGUCCCAUCCCACAGCUGUAAAGGCCAUGGCGUGGUGUCCGUGGAAGACUGGAGUCGUGGCUGUUGGCGGGGGGAUGAAAGAUGGAGUUUUAAGAAUCUGGGAAACACAUACAGGAAACUGCAUCAAGUCCAGUCCCACUGACUCACAGGUUUGCUCAUUACUCUGGGUCCCCCAAACAAAGGAAAUUGUAAUAGGACAUGGUCUCCCUCAGAACCAAAUAAGCAUUUGGGACUUUCCAUCCAUUACUAAAAAGGCUGAGAUGCAUGCACAUAAUGGAAGGGUUCUGAAUUUAGCAUUAAGCCCAUGUGGAAGUAAGAUUUUUUCCUCGGGAUCAGAUGGAAUGGCUUGCAUCUGGAGAAACAGAGGAUCACAAGAGAAGUAAGGCAACAGCUGACAAUGACCAUGCUCUGCGUUCUUCGAAGGAAAUCAGGCACUGAAAAAAAGCAAUCCUGAUAUAUGCACAUUUUGGAGGAAAGGGUGCAAAGUCUUCAUCACCCCUGUACUGUUAAGAGGGUUGUAGUAUGCUGACUGAGCAAUGGCAAUUCCAAAUCACAAAUAUAUUCUUAACAUAUGAUAGUCAUUCAAAAUACUUCCAGAAGCGAGUUCUGAAGACAUUAUCUAUUACUAUCUUAUAUAUUGUAUACAUUGCAUAAAUGGUGAACUUCUGAAACAAUCCUCUUUCCCUGACAGAGAUGACAUUGCAUAAAUGUUGAACUUCUGAAACAAUCCUCUUUCCUUGACAGAGAUGACUCAAUGUGCCACUUCAUGCAGUAUGCUUUUAAAAUAUUUUUGACAGAAUGUUGAGUAACUGAUGAUUUAUAAUGGUGACUUAACAUCUAUAAUCAAAUGACUUUGACUCUUGGGCAUUGAAUGAUCUAGUUAACCUGUUUAAUUCCAAGCCUGGUGUUAACAAAGAAAGGAGCCAAUAUGUCCAUGCUUAUCAAGAGAACAAUGCCUUCAUACAAUUGCUAUAUUGGAGUUUGUAUCAACCCAUACAUUUUGUGACCUGUCAAAAUGUUAUAACCAAACAAAUUCCAUCAACAGUAGGCUACAAUCUGAGAGUCCAUAAGUCAUGAUGCAUCAUGACGCAGUAUAAGGAAUGCUGGGGAUGUUAACACUUGAUAAUCUGGGCAGGAGUGUCUAGAAUUUUAUAUUAAGUGGUGGCAACCUGAAUGCAUGGAGCCACACAGACCAAGUCUGGGGAUUUCACUUGCUGCCCUGGUGUGACAACCGUCCAGCAGGGCAAUGCACAUCCUCACACGUGUGUAACAGUGGCUUGCUUGCGAGAUGAGAACAGGACAGUUAUAUCAUGGAUGGCCUGCUCACCAGACUUGAGGCCCAUUGAACAUUUGCGAUUUGCUUGGGGGGAUGAGGAAACUAGGGCUCAGAUACGAGGGAACAGAGGCACUGUAUGCUUAACAAGAUUUUACAAGGCAAAUGGAGUGGAAUCCCAAACUGCAGCAUCUGCAGCCUUCUGGAAAUCAUAUAUAUAAACAGCGUACUAUUUCAAUAAUGGCCACACACUAUUUAGCCAGCAGCUAUAUCACCCUGCAGUUCAUGACUGGCAGCCCACUACAGCUAAGCAGCUGUGAGCCUGUCAGUACCUGGAUGGGAGAGGUAAAUUUAUUGCUGGAAGAGGUGUUAGUG